UUAAUCGAAAAAAUACCCCAACUACUACUCCUCAUCCCUGUUUCUCGUCACGUCAAAAUAACAUUGUGCAUGAUGUUUCUUUUUCUUGAAAUUAUUUAAAUUAUAUAAAUAUUUGUGAGAGUCAUUUUCGUUGAAAAUUUACCAUGGUUCUUUCUGAGAGAGGAGUACAAGAUAUUCGAAGUGGUCGGCGGUCUCGUGCAGCAUCCCCGGUUGGACCAUAUUCCGAUGAAAGUAGCACGACUGACGAAUCCGAAUAUUCUAUGAAAAUUGGUCCUAUGUAUCAGGCAGUUAUUCCUGACCUGAUAUCUGAAGGACCAUGCCCAUCUAGUGAAAGUGAAAAUGCUCUUUUGGUUUGGGCACCUUGUUCUACAAUUGAUGACGAAACAUUGGACAAAUAUAUUAAUGAAGCAAAGGAAAAAUAUGGAUACAAUGUAGAGCAGUCUCUUGGAAUGUUGUUUUGGCACAAAUAUGACUUGGAAAAGGCUAGAGCUGACAUCCAGAACUUCACUCCAUUUCCAGACGAAUGGAGUGUAGAAGACAAAGUUCUUUUCGAACAAGGCUUUCAGUUCCAUGGAAAGAGUUUCAAUAGAAUUCGCCAAAUGCUGAGAGAUAAACCACUUUCAAGUUUGAUCAAAUAUUAUUAUUUAUGGAAGAAAGCUAGAUCACGGACAAGCCUUAUGGAUCGACAGGUUCGCAAGUUAUCUGCACAGAAAGAUGAUGGAAGUGGAUCAGAAGCCCCUUCAGAUAAUGAAAGUGACAUGGACCCAGACAAAGAUAAUAAGACAGAAGGAAAAGGCAAUUGCUCAAAUUGCAAUGUUUCUGCCCAGUUAUACAGCACAGCUAAAGGGGCUUUAUGUAAUGCCUGUACACAAUAUUUCAAGAGGACUGGUAUAUUGCGUAGCUCAGGAUCUAUGCGAUCUGCUCGUCACAAUCCUGCUAGAAGUAAAAGAAAACCACCUCGUGGUAUGCAUUUAAAUUAUGAUGACUUAGUAGCUAUAGUUACAGCUGGAAAUGGUGAAGAAGAUGCUAUUCUGCGUAGUAUGGACUGUGAAAUUAUUUCGUUUAAAAGACAGGUCCAAAAUAACAAACAAAUUAUUAGUCAGUUAAAACACAAAAUGGCUGCAGGUAUUGACGCAUACCGACCACCAGAAGGUGGAAAUAGAGUAAACAAUCGGUGGCUUAAUGAUGAACUGCUUCUAGCUGUGCAAGGUAUAAGGAAGUAUGGACGGGAUUUCAAGGCUGUUGCUGAAGUUAUUGGAACCAAAAAUGAAGGAAGUGUUAGAAGUUUUUUUGUAAAUUAUCGUAGACGUUUCAAUUUGGACAAUGUUUUACAAGAAUAUGAUGCUGAACAUGGUACAAAUGAAGAAACAGAAGAAAAGAUGGAGACAGAAAGUGUACCAUCAGUUGGAAACAACAGUCAUCCCAAUUCCCCUGGAAAUCCACCUCAAGCUGCACCACCUCUUUUACAUCCUCCUCAGAGUCCAUCAAAUAGUUCCAAUACUAAUGGUCAGCAGAGGUUGUGUCCACCUGCUCUUCAGCAAGCCAGUUCUGCUAGAUAAAUUUUCACAGCUUCUAUAGACAUGAGCAAAUUAAUUGUAUACUGCUAUUUACUUUUAUGUGCAUCUUGUUUUGUAUGGUCUGAGUUUGUUAAUGAACGAUUAAAUUGUACAAAAGCGUAUAACAAUGGCAGUUGAAUUUGACUGAAAGUGAAAUUCUCCAAAGUGUACUUUUACAUGAUUGUUAUUGUAUUCCUGUAUACAGUAACAAAUCUGCACAGAGUGCUUGAAGAAAUUAUCACUCCAUAUCACCUCAUCCUCUGUUAUUUUCUGUCUGUGGGCGGUUCAUUUAACCGAUUUCCCAUCUUGUAUAAUUCACGAUUAAAAAAAGAAGGAAAAAAAUUAUAUGAUUAUUUAUUUUCUUUAAAAAAUUCUAAGGAAUAGUUUCUGUUUAUUAAUAUUUUGAGUGCAUCCGAUUUUCUUCUUUUAAAUAGAAUUAGGUUUAAUUAAAGAAUUUUGAAUUUGUAAGGGCUAUUGAAGAAAUGUCAUUUAAAUUUUUUAUAUCAUGUCAGCUCUAAUUAUAUGAAUAUUAAUGCUUUGGGAGAAAAGAGCAUGUGUUUAAAAUGCAUAUUUUUGCAAAUUAAUAUUUGAAAGUUUAAAUCACUGUCAACAAAAUUUCAAGAAGCAAAAAUAAAACAAGAGUAUAGAAAUGAGAAAUUGUUAAAUAUGUCUUAAUAAUUCAGAGAAAAAAAAUUGACUUAAAAUUCUAAAGCCACGAGGGAAGAAACUGACAUAUGCUCAUUUUAAUGAUAAUAAGAUUCAUGUAUCAUUGGAAUUGGGUAACUUCUUUCUUUUGUAAUGCUUCACCAGUCUAUAAAUGUGACAAACCAUCCUUUAAUGGCAACAUGAUAGAAAAUGAUGGGAUAGUCUAAUUUUAAAUACAAAAACAUUAAAAAAUAACAUAUUGGUGCACUUGGGGAAAAAUGAUUCAGCCAUCUAGAAAUAUGAUAAAAUAAAUCAGCAGAAAAAGUCAAUUCUGUCUCUUGAAAGAUGAAAGAAAGAAAGUUGAAUGUUGUGGCAUAUUGCUAUGAUUUGUAAAAUAGAAAUGUUGGUUCAUAAGUUACUGAAAUAAGAUUACUUUCUCUAUGUUAAAUGUUUGAAUUGUUCACAAUUUUCUAUGACAGAACAUCUUUAUUAUUCAGUAGUUAGUUGCAAAAUAUUGUUAAACAUUUUAUUAAA
Molecule: messenger RNA, 2735 nt
Organism: Argiope bruennichi
Lineage: Eukaryota; Metazoa; Arthropoda; Arachnida; Araneae; Araneidae
Product: REST corepressor 3-like
Exons: 13
Coding region: 144-1559 (471 amino acids)
Biological process (GO): regulation of transcription by RNA polymerase II; negative regulation of DNA-templated transcription
Cellular component (GO): histone deacetylase complex; transcription regulator complex
Molecular function (GO): transcription corepressor activity
Source: RefSeq, a predicted model, not a curated record